This is a messenger RNA of Rattus rattus (black rat), 2945 nucleotides long. RefSeq names its product transmembrane protein 150C (gene Tmem150c). The transcript has 8 exons. The record is from RefSeq and is a predicted model, not a curated record. NCBI's taxonomy places the organism in Eukaryota, Metazoa, Chordata, Mammalia, Rodentia, Muridae. Bases 260 to 1009 code for a protein of 249 amino acids.
GUGGCGGAGAACUAAGCUGGGCUGGUGGGCCUGGAAAUGAAUUUUAGCUGCUGUGCGCAAAGCCCUAGGUGCGUGUGUGGACAGAAGGAAGCCGCAAGAAGGUUAUAACAGGUCAGGAAUAAAUAACCAGCAGGCGGAGGAUCCCGGAUUCCGUCCUGCCUUUUGUUGGGUGAGGAGCGCCAGGCAAACGCGUCCACCUUGGCUUAGGAAGGAGGCGAUUGGACCGUCCGCCCGCAGCCGCAGCCCCGGUGGUCCAGGCAUGGAUGGGAAGAAAUGCAGCGUGUGGAUGUUUCUACCUCUCGUAUUUACUUUGUUUACUUCCGCUGGCUUGUGGAUAGUGUACUUCAUCGCCGUGGAAGAUGACAAAAUUUUGCCAUUAAAUUCAGCUGCAAGGAAAUCAGGUGCGAAGCACGCCCCGUACAUCAGUUUUGCAGGUGAUGACCCUCCUGCGAGCUGCGUGUUCAGCCAAGUCAUGAACAUGGCCGCCUUCCUGGCCCUCGUGGUAGCCGUUCUGCGCUUCAUCCAGCUGAAACCGAAGGUUUUAAACCCAUGGCUGAAUAUCAGCGGUUUGGUGGCGCUGUGUCUGGCGUCCUUUGGGAUGACCUUACUUGGUAAUUUCCAGCUCACAAACGAUGAAGAAAUCCACAACGUGGGGACAUCCCUGACCUUUGGGUUUGGCACACUGACCUGCUGGAUCCAGGCUGCGUUGACACUCAAAGUCAAUAUCAAAAAUGAGGGGCGGAGAGCCGGAAUUCCUCGAGUCAUCUUGUCAGCCAUCAUCACUCUCUGCGUGGUCCUGUAUUUCAUCCUCAUGGCCCAAGAUAUCCACAUGUACGCAGCCAGGGUGCAGUGGGGCCUGGUCAUGUGCUUCCUGGCGUACUUCGGCACCCUGGCUGUGGAGUUCCGGCACUACCGCUACGAGAUCGUGUGCUCCGAGUACCAAGAGAACUUCCUGAGCUUCUCAGAAAGCCUGUCAGAAGCCUCUGAGUAUCAGACCGACCAGGUGUAACCCACCAGCUUGUCCCUGGGCGUGCGGUGGGUGUGGCGACAGGGGAGGGGCCGGGAGGACACACUCACAGGACUUGACACAUCACCUCACUUCUCCCACACACGGACACAUACUCACGGCCACAUCUGACAAAAGAGCUUUUCGGGGCAGGUUAUUUCUUUCUUGAACCAGCACACGCCCCCAGGCGUGGAAAUACAUGCUGUCAACACUGAAAACAUGCACGACCGGGCCAGAAGCUUGUGCAUGACCACCUCCUCGCCCCCGCCCUCCCAGCAGGCCUUGCGCUCCUCAUCCUCUUCGCCUUUCCAACCUGGCCCCUUCCUCCGGCAGAGUAAGGCCCGCAGAAUGUAAAGCGAGAGGCAAGCCAGCUCCCUAAGUCGCCCUCGGGUCCGAAGCGCUUGAGAUGAGCGUGAUGGGAGAGUGGUGGAUCUGGUACCAAUAUUACCGAGUGACAAACUGAGCAGCAUCUGCCUGGAUGCACACCGCACUAAAGCUGUGACUGCAGCCGGAGAGCUGCGGGCUGAACUUUCCCACCAGGCUGUCCUCGGCACCGUUCAGCGGUUGGCUCUGUGGAUCCAGAGAGAGAGGCAUUCUACGGAGAGAGCACAGGAAAGAAGCCGGCCACCAACAUCUGGACUUGAGUCACUCUGCCUGAGGAAGAUCUCCAAACGUGAAUGUUUGCAGGGACGGUCUGCGGCGUUUGGCCAGAGUCCGGCUGAGAGGGCGUGGCGUGGCUUAUGUUUCCACCCACGCUGUUAUCCUGCACCGUUCCACUUUCAUAGCUCAUGACUCGCUUUUUCGUCUUUAUGUGCAACUCUCAUGGGUCUGUGUAGGCCUCCUGGUCAAAGGUGUGGACCAAAGGCAAGCAUCUUGUUUUGCUUUCGAGUAUGAAAGGGUAUGCCUGCAAGCUGUUUAUAUUUGAAGGAAAAAAAGAUUCUCGAAGAAGCACAAAAGAAAUCUGCGUGGGGUUGGGAGGCAUGAAGGUGCCUGUGGGCUCUGAGGAAAGAGAGGAGGUUGUAAAUCCAACCUGGGGGAGACUUUCACAUCCAUGUAUUGGCCAAACUUUACACUUUGAAGACUGGGGCCUUUUCAAAUUUGGAAAUUAUAGAAGCAAAUUAAAAACACUGCCCUCCCCCAAACUGCAUCGGCACAGAGCUGCAAUAUUGCUAGAGUUCAGAAGUGAGCUAAUAAGUGCAGGAGUUCAAGGCCAUCCUAGAUCCCUGUGGCAACAACAGUGUGCCAAGUGCACAAGCACCCCUCCCCCAACCAAGGGCACUAUUUAAAAAAAAAGAUCUCCAAAUUUAUAGGGGCCUCGGAUACCCCAGAAUGUAAUGUCAAAAACGCUGUUUUGCAAAUUCAACCCAAAGUGUAGCUUCCCAAGGAGGGGGUCAAAGGUGGUUCUAUCUAAUUCUCUGCCCCCAGCACAGUCCCUAGCACAUAGUAAAUACUCAGUAAGUGUCCACUGACCCGUCUACUGUUGUUUAUGAGUGCAGGUAGGGAGUGCAAAAGAGAUUCAGAGACAAAUGACAGAGUGGACGCAGAGGGACAGAAGUCUCGGAGUGAAGACAGGGAGAAAUUGUCACCACUGGGCAGGGAAAGGAGCCAAGCCCCCGGUGGUGUGAGAAGAGCCUCGAGUAGUUAUUCUCUUAUUAAAAAGGCGUCUUACUGUAAAUAGUCCAGGGUGGCGUCUGCUAGUUUUGAAACUGCUCUGGGGUUCCUUUCUUUUCUUUCCUCCUCUUCAUUUUUAUAUUUUAAAGGUUUUUAUCAAAGGACAAACGGUUUUACUUUACACACUUCCAAGUCAAAGAGCUCUGGGUGACGCACUUCUCUGCUCUCUUAAGAGUGUAUGUAACAGCACAUCGUAACAGAAUCAAGCCAAGACUGACAUUACUCACGGGGCUCUGGCCACUAAUAAAGGUGUUUUAUGCAAAAGUGA